CAUCAACAUCAUCAUUCUCUCUUAUUCAACAUAAUUCACGAUGGCAGGCCCAGUGGACACGAGGAAACGAUCCCGCGAGGAAGAACAGAAUGAAUUUAUGCCACUAUCGAAACGAAUCAAUAAUCUGCACCUCAACAACAACCAGCACAGUAUUGUCGGAGCAGGAGGAGGAGGCGUACUACCCGAGCAGAUCGCUGCCGAUCAUCAUCACCAUCAUCAUCUGCUUGGGGCGACAGCAGCAUCUUGUGCAAUUAGUGCAAUCCAUCACAGCAAUCAUCAUCAUCAUCAUCUGCUCGGAGUGAUGGGUGGCAGUAGCUCCAGCAGUAGUAAUAGUAGCAAUAGCAAUGGCAGCAGCAAUGGUUCAUUUCGAAUUCCUGCCAACAGUGGAAGCAAUAGUCCUGCGUCGACCAUUUCGAUUAAUGGCGAACUGCUCGGCGAUUACUGUCCGGUGCUGAGCGCAGAGGAAAAUCCACAUUAUUUCACUAAAAACAAAAUUCUGUAUGAGCUGUACGUCGAGCGGAUGAGCAGACUGCAGUGAGUGUGAA
Molecule: messenger RNA, 545 nt
Organism: Anopheles maculipalpis
Lineage: Eukaryota; Metazoa; Arthropoda; Insecta; Diptera; Culicidae
Product: 7SK snRNA methylphosphate capping enzyme bin3
Exons: 2
Coding region: 41-538 (165 amino acids)
Source: RefSeq, a predicted model, not a curated record